This is a messenger RNA of Candoia aspera, 1488 nucleotides long. RefSeq names its product junctional sarcoplasmic reticulum protein 1 (gene JSRP1). NCBI's taxonomy places the organism in Eukaryota, Metazoa, Chordata, Lepidosauria, Squamata, Candoiidae. Bases 109 to 1488 code for a protein of 459 amino acids. The record is from RefSeq and is a predicted model, not a curated record. The transcript has 7 exons.
GCCGCUGAAAAGCCCCACUUCAGCUCCCUGGGAGCUGCCAUUUGCUGGUAUAUAGAAGAAAUUAAACCCAGGCAUGAAGGUGGAAAGGCAGAAUACCAAGGAGGUGAUAUGGCAACAGGUCCUUGUGAGCUGUUGGAACAAAGUGAGGAAUGCCCAGAUUUUGUGAAAGAGCUUCCCACCCAGAAGGAAGGCAUUCAGAAUCAUCUGAAAGACAAUAAAAAAGAUGCCAAGAUACCUGCAAGUCAAGAAGAAGUGAGCAGCAGUGCAAACGGGAUAGAGGAGGAGGAAAAAAACAAGCUCCACAUUGCUGAGCAAGAUCUUGAUGAGUUUGUGGAUAGUAUGACUGAAGCCACACCAUCUGUGCUUCCUAAGAAAUCACCAGAGGCAGAGAAGCAUCUGUUGCCCGAAAUGGCCCCUGCAAAAUUGCCUCGGGCUGAGCAAGUUGCAGAAAAAGUCCUGAGGGCUGAAAAGGUGGCUGACAGAGCCCAACGGGUAGAAAAGCCACCAGCACUGGAAAAGGUGGCAGAGAAAGUGCCAAGAGUCGAAAAGUCACCACAAGUUGAAAAGGCAGUACGGGCAGAAAGGGCAGCUGAGAAACCACACCUAGCAGCACCGAGGACUGUCUCUGUGAAGCGAAAAACAGAAAGCCGGGCUGCUAAGGACACGCUUCCUUGGGAAGGACUGUCUUUGAACAAAUGCAUUCUCGUUGCAUCCUUCCUUGCUCUCCUCAGUGUGAGCUGUCAGGUGGUUCAAGAGGUAAUAGAAUAUGGUGGGGCUGUUCUUGAGGCAGAGCUGAGCGCCUGGACCACACAAGAAGGCAGCGCUGGGGAUCAGGAGGAGCUGUGGUUUUACGAACGAUGGUUUGACUGGUCGGACAUAGAUGAACCUCCUGAAAUAGAGGAGGAGGAACCUUUGGAAGAAGAGGAAGAAGAGGAGGCCCCUUCAGAAGUGGAUGGGGAAGAAAAGACAGAAAGAGUAGAAGCCGAAGAGGAAGAGGCAGAGGCAGCAGAGGAGGAGGCCGAAAUAGAGGAGAAGGAGGAGGAGGAGGAGGAGGAGGAGCCAGUAACCAAGGCAGGCCCCCGGAGGAGCCAGGAGAAAGGGAGGCGAGAGGUGCCUUCCAAGGGCAAAGGCUGGAAAGGGCACAAGGCCCAGGAGGAGGAGGAAGGGAAGAAGCCCCCACGGGACAGGAGACAUCGCUGGGAGGGGAAGGGGAAGGAGAAGCAGCAGCAGGACAGGAAGACCCAUCGCCACAAACACAGCGAAGCCGCCCACCCCUCAAAGGAGCAGAAGCCAAGGCACUUCACGCCUGACGAGAGAAAGGGGCACACCAAGGAUGGGCGGGGCACAGGGAAGGGCCACCUCAAGCCCGAGAAGGACCGCAAGGACCGGAAGCCCUGGCAGGCCCAGAAGCCUUUCUUCUCCCCGCCCAGGGACAGUGCCCGGGCAGUCAGGAGACACAAGUUCCAGGAGCAGAAAAGGCACGACUGA